Molecule: messenger RNA, 387 nt
Organism: Eruca vesicaria subsp. sativa (arugula)
Lineage: Eukaryota; Viridiplantae; Streptophyta; Magnoliopsida; Brassicales; Brassicaceae
Source: the annotation of a GenBank genome assembly
AUGGAUAAUCUGAAGAAGUAUCUGAAACAAGUCAAAAUUGCUGACGAUUUGGCUGAAGACAUCAGAGGUCAUAUGCAGAUGAAAUAUAGUGAUGAUUACGAUAAGAAAAUUGUCGAAGAUGUUCCAGCUUAUCUCAUAGCCAAGAUAAAUAAAAAUUUCAAUGAAAGCAUUAUCCGGAGUGUUUCUCUUUUCAAGGGAUGUUCACCUGAUUUUUUUAAGCAUCUGGCUAGUGGGGCUCAUCAGGAUUUCCAUCCCCCAGGAUUCACACUCUUAGAAGAAGGAAAUAUUGUGAGGCAAUUACACAUCUUAUACGCAGGAGGCUUGAACUAUUGCAAGGAGGAACUGUACGUCCACCUCUUCAAAGGCCUACUACAAUCUUCGGAUUAG